AAGUUCGAACUUCGAUGCCAAAGGCCAAGCAGCAUGUUCCGGCACGAUCUGAUCGCGAAGGGAUUUUCGAACGUGCCAGAGGCGAAUACCAUGUACAUGCGCUGGGAAGACACGCGCAUUGGCGGCACGACGCCUACGAUCAAGAACCACACGGCAACGCUGGUCGGCUCGCGCAUCUUUGUCUUUGGCGGCUACGAUGGCCGGCGCAACCACAACAGUCUGCACGUCUUCGACUGCGACAAGAUGGAGUGGGAGCGCAACCCGUACGAGCAGCGCGACCGGUCGAGCUUUAGCUUGGCCUCACCGCCACGCUUGAUGCCACGCGACGUGCGGCCAUCCACCACCAAUGACAGUGGCAACGACGACUACCUCCUACUCACAUCAUCACGAAGCCGCAGCCAGAGCGGCCAGUCGCAGCGACCGUACGUGCCCGCGGGCGCAACGGCCACACAGCGACGCUCGCCGACGGCUGCGUCUAUGUCAUUGGCGGCUGGCUCGGGUCCGGUCCGCUCGCCGCCAACGACGUGCACAUUCUACACGUCGACAGUAUGCGCUGGGAAGAGCCUGUCACGAAAGGCGCGCCGCCAGGACCUUGCAACAUGCACACAGCCGACUACCUUGCGCACGCUCGUGGCAUCCUCGUCUUCCGCGGCGGCAACGGCCGCGAGUACCUCAACGAUCUGCACUUUCUGGACAUUGACACGCUCACGUGGUCCAAGCCGAGUGUGCGCGGCGUCGCGCCCGAGCCGCGCGCCAACCACAGCUCGGCGCUCGUGGGCACGAAGCUCUACAUCUUUGGCGGCUGGAACGGGCGCAAGCGGCUCAACGACCUCUACGUGCUCGAGACGGGGUCGCCCGAGUGGACGUGGAGCAGUGUGCGUGUGCAUGGUGACCUCGUGCCGCACCCGCGCGCCGGCAUGACGUUUACGGUCGUCCGCGACAAGAUCUUUCUCUUUGGCGGGUCGGGGCCGUCGGCGGCGCCGGCCAAGUGCUUCAACGACCUCUUCAUCUUUGAUCCUCAGCUCGCGAAAUGGACCGACACGCUCGUCGAGCUCGACAAGACGACGGUCGUGGAUUGCGCGGCGCUGGACGACGCCAACCCGAACGACACUCCCUCCGAGCCGCAGGUGGUCGUGAUUGGCGACGGACCGAGUCGCCGCGCCGGCCACACGUGCGUGGUCUACCAGCGCAAGAUGUUUGUCUUUAGCGGCAGCUACGGCAGCGAGUACCUCCACGACAUGCACGUGCUCGACACGGACCCGGCGCCGUGCGCCCGCGUCUCGCUUUCGAGUAACUUGCAGUCGUCGCUCGGCCGGUUUUGCAAUUCGCCCGAGUUUUCCGACAUUGCCUUUAUUGUCGAGGGCAGCCGCGUCUUUGGGCACAAGAUUGUGCUCUCGCUCGGCAGCGAUCGGUUCCGCGCGCUCUUCUCGGCCGGCUUUCGUGAAGCGUCGGCGACCGAGAUUGUCUUGCCCGACAUGCGCCUCGACGUCUUUGAGGCCAUGCUUUCGUACUUGUACCGCGGCAGCCUCGAGGCGCACGCGCUCGACUCGAUGGACGACGCGAUCGAGCUGCUCAUGGCCGCCGACGAGUAUAUGCUCGACCACCUCAAGCAGCUCUGCGAGACGGCGCUCCAAGCCAUGGUGACGCUCGACAGCGUGCAUGAGAUCCUGCAUGCGGCGGACCGCGCGAACGCCGCCAGCUGCGCGUCGUUUGCAAGCAUUUCCUGCGCAACGCCGCACCUUCGUUUUAGUUAUUCGUCGAAUUGAAUUAUGUCUCUUG
This is a messenger RNA of Saprolegnia parasitica CBS 223.65, 1779 nucleotides long. RefSeq lists its product as hypothetical. The coding region runs from base 549 to 1766 and encodes 405 amino acids. The transcript has 6 exons. NCBI's taxonomy places the organism in Eukaryota, Oomycota, Saprolegniomycetes, Saprolegniales, Saprolegniaceae. Gene Ontology annotation, molecular function: protein binding. The record is from RefSeq and is a predicted model, not a curated record.